GGGAAGUGAGCAGGCACAGACGCUGGCAGCCAUCAGGAGUUCAAGCCUCUUUGACAGCAAGAGGUUGGAAGAAAGGACAGAAGUGGUUCUGGCUGUGAUGGGGCUCUUACUGGGCCUGCUGCUCCUGGGCCACCUAACAGUGGUCGCCUAUGGCCAUCCCAUCCUGGAAGCACCUGAGAGUGUGACAGGGACUUGGAAAGGGGAUGUUAAUAUUCCCUGCACCUACAGUCCUCUGCAAGGUUACACCCAAGUCUUGGUAAAGUGGCUGGUACAACGUGGCUCAGAUCCAGUCACCAUCUUCUUACGUGACUCCUCUGGAGACCAUACUCAGCAAGCAAAGUACCGGGGCCGCCUGCACGUGAACCAUGAGGUCCAAGGGGAUGUGUCCCUCCAUCUGAAUACCCUGGAGAUGGAUGACAAGAGCCACUACACUUGUGAAGUCACUUGGCAGACACCCAAUGGCAACCAAGUAGUGAGAGAUAAGAUCAUUGAUCUCCGUGUCCAGAAAGUCUCUGUUUCCAAGCCCACUGUGACGACUGGCAGUAGCUAUGGCUUCACAGUGCCCCAGGGAAUGAGGAUUAGCCUUCAGUGCCAGGCUCGGGGUUCUCCCCCCAUCAGUUAUGUUUGGUACAAGGAACAGACUAACAACAAAGAACCAACCAAAGUAGCAACCUUGAGUACCUUACUCUUCAAGCCUGCAGUGGUGGCUGACUCAGGCUACUAUUUUUGUAUUGCCAAGGGCCGGGUAGGCUCUGAACAGCGCAGCAACAUUGUGAAGUUUCUGGUGAAAGACUCUGCAAAACCACUUGAAACCAAGACUGAGGCAUCUACAACCAUGCAAUCCCCCUUGGAAACAACAUCUACAGUGAAUUCAUCCUGGGGUUGGACCGCUGAAGUGGAUGUCUACCUUAAGGAGACCAGGACUGUGCCAGAAAAGGGCCUGCCUAUCUUUGCCAACAUUCUCAUCGUCUCCUUGUGCUGUAUGGUGGUCUUCACCAUGGCUUAUAUCAUGCUGUGCCGGAAAAAAUCCCAACAAGGUCACCUAAGGUUUCACCAGGAGCUGCUCCCCUUUGAGAUGAUUAUGGAAGUCAAAUAGUACACAAAAGUGAACAAGGAGAAGUCCUCCACUUUACCACCACCAACCUGCCAAGUCUAUGGUCAAAACCUCAGUGUUUCUCUCAUACCCAGAUGCCAGCUUCACAUAGCUCAUGAAAAGAGCAACUUCUUCUUCCUCAUCAUGCUUACAAUCCUCUGAAAUAGGGCCCCCACCCAGUGGAAACCUCAGCUUCCUUCAUGAACAGCUCUGUGUCCAUACCCCAGUCUUUGAAAAAAGUCAUUAUCUAUUCCUACUACCCUUAGAGAAAAGAAUUACUGAGGUUGAGAAGAGAAUCCUAGUUGCAUGUCCAUUGGUAAAAGGAGCCCCAAAUACAGGGACCACUUCUGUCAUAGAAGCAAUAGACUCCCAGGGCUAUCUCAGAGUCUCUUGUCUUAGAGAGCUUAGAGAUUAUUGAUUUUAACUCUGCCAUAUUACAGAUGAGGAAAUGAAGCCCAGAGAUAAACAAUGACUUGUCUAAAGUCAAACAUAUGAAGUCAGUCGUAGAACAGAGACCAGAUGUCAGGUCUGUAAACUCCUAGGAGAAUAUAUUCAUUGCAACAGGAAACUUCUGGAGAUCAUCUGUGCCUCAAAACUGAUAAUUUUUUUCAUCCAAGACAAGCCAGUAAAGAGUUUUAGGUAUUGGGCUACCUUCAAAACUUCAGGAUACGCUAAACAAAAAUGGGUUGAUAAUAUAGGACCUGACUUAGGCACAUGGUCAGGGGAAAAUAGAGGAGUAAAAAGAGAUCUCCAGAAGAGAGAAAUAAUAAAGUUCCCCUAGAGAACUUUUCUAAAUUUUGUUCCAUGAAACAUUAGACCCAGGAGAUGGCCCACAGGGGAGAAAAAUCACAAUCAAAUAGGCAUGGGUAAUGCUUUGUUCUAUAGCUCCUUGUUAGAGAUUUCCAAAGCAACAUUAGACUAUUAAAGGCUCUGAAAAACCCUGCAA
This is a messenger RNA of Hipposideros armiger (great roundleaf bat), 2039 nucleotides long. RefSeq names its product V-set and immunoglobulin domain containing 4 (gene VSIG4). The record is from RefSeq and is a predicted model, not a curated record. Bases 98 to 1096 code for a protein of 332 amino acids. Gene Ontology annotation, molecular function: complement component C3b binding. Lineage: Eukaryota; Metazoa; Chordata; Mammalia; Chiroptera; Hipposideridae. Gene Ontology annotation, biological process: negative regulation of interleukin-2 production; negative regulation of T cell proliferation; negative regulation of macrophage activation. The transcript is spliced from 7 exons.